Molecule: messenger RNA, 2568 nt
Organism: Cryptococcus wingfieldii CBS 7118
Lineage: Eukaryota; Fungi; Basidiomycota; Tremellomycetes; Tremellales; Cryptococcaceae
Exons: 6
Coding region: 1-2568 (855 amino acids)
Biological process (GO): microtubule-based movement; microtubule cytoskeleton organization
Cellular component (GO): cytoplasmic dynein complex; centrosome
Molecular function (GO): dynein heavy chain binding
Source: RefSeq, a predicted model, not a curated record
AUGGCACAUGAAGGCCCCUCUACGCAGACGAGCGGAUCGUUCGCUGUCCCGCAACCGGUGAACCAAUUCUCUGUCUCUCGGAAUCCGCUCUCAGGGAUUUUGAGCUCCAUCCGGGGCGUCACUGCCGUCGGUCCCGCCGCGAAUCCUCCUAUCGCCGCUGCUACACCGUCGCACGCCGGCUCUGCAUCACACAAAGGCAAAGCUCCCGCAGCCCCCCCCUCCUCGCAAUCUUCUGUCCACAGCGCGUACCCCUCCGGUCUCGGACAUCCCGGGAAUCGGGGUUUCGAAGGUCCUCUGCGGUUGGUCCCGUUCGACCUUAGGAUCCCCAACGACUAUCCCAACUCUUUCACGAUCAACCCAUACAAAGCUGUAAACCAAUUUUUGAUGGGUUCAUUCUGGACCGAUUGUUACCCCACGAUCCUAAACGAACGUGGAUUCCAAACCUUCCACAUUGUCCGUUAUCUCCAGAAAUUCUAUGUUGAUCCUGAGACUGUUGUAUACCCUACUUCCUGGAACACGACUGUGAACUUUCAACAGACUCCUUUCUAUAUCUCUCUGGCAAAGAAGUUCACGGAUUUGAAGAUUGUGCAAGCUCUCAGGAAUCAUGCCACCGAAUCGAAACUUCAACAGCUUCUAAAGCGUCCGAAGCGUUCAUCCCAGGCUCCGUCCCAGGCUCCAUCUCAUGAUCCAUCCCAGGCUCCAUCCCAGGCUCCAUCCCAGGCUCCAUCUCAGGCUCCAUCCCCGGCUCCAUCCCAGGGUGCAUCCCAGGCUCCUUCCCCCCUGCCAUCGAAGAAGCUUGGCGGCCUAGAGCCAGAUGUCUGUCUAACAGGGUAUCACAUUGGAGGCAUCGCGAAAGGGACACAACCCACGGACGGCAGAGAAUUGAAUCAUGACAAUAAGCCCCAAAGAGUCCUCUACGCUCUCAUCGAGGACAAGUGGGAACCUUGGCUAGGGAAAAGUCAGCUCAGCCUACACCUCGCAGGCCUCCGCUACGCAAACGCGGAGGCUAUCUCUCAGACAAUCUACUACAGCCUAAUUGGUUAUGAACUCUCAAAGUGUCGUUCGGCUAUGGCAUGGGUCAACGGGGAUUUCACUCGUAUCCUGAACCUGUGUGAUCUGGUGCCAGAAGGAGAAGAGGUAGGUUUGGAGAGCGUGACCAUGGGAGGAGGCGGUGGCCGGACAAUCCUGGUCGAAGCCGAUUCAGCUCUUGUCGGGAAGUUGAGGUACCACAGGCAUGAUUGCCUGUCUGCAGAGCAAUUUGGCGCUCUUGUGACAGGAGAACAUUUCAUUGGUAUCCCGUGGAAAGUACCGAAUUCCCUCAUCGCAAAUUACGAGAACUGGGCUUUGGAUCUAAAGGCUAAGGAGCGCCUUGAUGCCACUGUAUAUAUGAACCUUGCCCUUGCUACCCACCAUCCGGAGACUGUCCCAGAUCCUCCCAUCGACAACCGUUCCCGCGAAAACGUAAUGGACGUGAACCCCUCCGAGGAAGAGGCACAUCAGUGGCGCAAAGUCAGUGAGAGGAUGCAAGGACGACGCCAGACGAGAAAGGCAUCGAUAAAGAAAGCUGCUUCGGCUGUGAAUGCCGCUGUUUCUGAUACCCGGAAUCAGGUCGUCGGUGAGGAGGAGGAUGAAGAGAGGGAGGAUGAAGAGGGGGAGGAUGAAGAGGAGAAGGACAAACAGGGUGGCAAUAGGCGCGAUGAGGACGAUCGGAAUCCUGAUGGCAGGCCUGAUGGUCCCGGCGGUGGCGCUCCUGGUCCCGGCGGUGGUGCUUCUGGUACUGACAAUGGCAGUGGUGAUCAUCCUCCCAGCGGCCGCCGCUCUAUUCGAUCGACGAGAGCCAGGAGCGACAACGGUCAGGAGCCGUCCAGUAAAAGACAGAAAAGGGCCGAUGUCUCUGGACCGACCGAUAACUUGCCCCCCUCUCCUAUAUCAAUGAUUGCAACUUCAACACCCUCGCCGGUCUCCUUUCCGACAAUAUGCUCACUCUUCAAAAUUGAACAGCCAGUCAAUGUAAAGAAGUGGUGUCUGUCCAUCAAACAGGAGGCUUUGACCGAUCAUACAUUCGUCAAUACGGCCAUUGGUCCCAACCCUGUCAUCUACACCGAUGCCGAGAAAGUCCUUCCCCGGGGAUACUGGACCCACGCCGAGUACCUCGACCACUUCUCGGAGCUUGGGGUCAGCUUCGUGCUGGCCACGCCCCUCGAGGUGGACGUGCUGCUCUCGCGGGCGGCGAAAUUUGGCUGGGGUGGGGCGCUGGGGAGGGGUUUCUCUCGGUUGGGUUUUCCCUCGUACCUGAGAAGAAAAGACAGAUCGAACACAACAGGCACUGAGAACUAUGGCGCCGCUCUGUUCUACACUGCCCAUACCCAGUCUACGACAUACGCGCUCCUGAAGAGCUAUCUCCUCCACAGACUGUAUACUGUCCCGCCUCCACUGAAUCUGCCACCAACCUCCCCAGACACCGUAUCGGCACCCGUCAUCGUCGGUCCUACCAAAUUUCCCUUCAACCAUCCAGCCAACGUGCUUGACGGAGAUGCUGUCAUGAUACCCAGCGGAUGGGAUAGCUGA